Bicyclus anynana (squinting bush brown) is the source of this 668-nucleotide messenger RNA. RefSeq lists its product as uncharacterized. The transcript has a single exon. Lineage: Eukaryota; Metazoa; Arthropoda; Insecta; Lepidoptera; Nymphalidae. The coding region runs from base 51 to 629 and encodes 192 amino acids. The record is from RefSeq and is a predicted model, not a curated record.
UUAAUAGUCGAAAUAACCAUUGCAGUAAAAACUCUUAUAAAGACAACAUCAUGUAUCUAUUUCAUAUAUUUAUAUGUGUCGUCUAUUUUAAUUUUGUUAGGAGUUUAUCUGAAGUUGAUCAAUCUUGCAUAAAUUCAUACAAGAGUAAUUUAGAUAAUAGUUUUUUAAUCGGAACAUGGUACAGUGUAUGCGAAUUCGCCCCAAGAUUGGAUUUACCUUCUUCAAACUAUUGCAGAGAAACUGUCAUCAAGAAUGCCACAGACUCAGAUAAACAGAGGUACAGAGAAGGUUACAGAUUACAAAAUCCUUUUAACAUAGACGACAAUCCAGUCAUAGCUGAAGCAUUUAUAUACAAAGAGAUGAUUAUGGGUAAUGCAGAAGCGAAAUUCGUCGUAUACGAUCCUAAGAAUUAUUUCUAUAAGGAAGAUUUGUAUGGAGUGAGGGUAUUCAGAAAAGUGAGUGAAGAUUACAUGUUGGUACAUGAAUGUAGGUGGCGUGGUAACUUCAAAUCGUUGCUAUCGCGGAAACGCAACAUCACCAAACAAGAAUUGAACAGAGUCAUUGCGACUAUCAAUGACGUAAAAAAUAUGGAGAAGAGAAGAUUUUGUACGGAAGACAUUUUUUUUUGAUAUCCAUACGUAUACGUAAAUAAAUUGUGAAUAAGUCAA